This is a messenger RNA of Pocillopora verrucosa, 3220 nucleotides long. NCBI's taxonomy places the organism in Eukaryota, Metazoa, Cnidaria, Anthozoa, Scleractinia, Pocilloporidae. The record is from RefSeq and is a predicted model, not a curated record.
AAUUAACUUUUCACAUGUGUUGGUCUGGGAAGUUGACCUCGAAAUCUUCAUUCAAGCUGUGCUUAAACAGAAGUCUUACUUUGCGAGGAAAAACGCCCUGAAACGUGCAGACAUUUUAGUCAUUCCAAAUGGACGAACACCGGUGUAAAUUGUUUUUGAAAACAACGUGAAACGCAAAAAUUCACAACGGGAAUCGAUCGCUCCUAGAACAAGAGGAUGUUUGCCCGAGAAUUCAACCACAAGGUUUAUUUUCCAUCGAGGGGUCUUCCUGAAAGAGUGCGCUUCCUCGCUCAAUCCAUGUUUACAUGCGAACGAAAACGAUCGCCUCACUAGUUAUCUCAAGGCCUCACGAUGAAGACCACCGAUCGGAUAAACCUCUGUUUGUGCGUGUAAACAUUUUACAACACGAGUGAAUGAAUGAAACUGACCUAAUGAUGGUAGUUAGUUAUUGCGGCGCCUGAGUUGUGGAAUUCUCACAGAUGUAAGUGACACAAAUUUGACUUGAUUUAUUGCUUGCUUCCGUCGCUCGUGAGACGCAGAUUACAUGUGUAUUACUUUUCAUUAAUUGCGGAGUUUAACGGGAUAUUUAGAAAAUGAUGCGCUCUUCUACGCGAUCACCGGUGAUUUUGCUGCUAUUUUUGUUAACGGUACCUAAACUCUCAAAACCCUGUAUUCAACUGCUCGAUGGCUGGAAGCAACUAAGCGCCGGGGAGCGUGCUAAACUUGUCCAAGUGGUGUUCAUUGGGAAAGUGGUGAAUCUCUACUCGUACGAUGCAACAUCAACGCAUGCGGCAGAUUUCGAAGUGUGGAAAAUUCUCAAGGGAAGCAAGUUCGUGGAAGAGGUUUUGGAAAUGCAGUCUUCCCCACUGGUGAUAGUUUAUGGCUUUGGCGAGAAGAUGCAUUGUCUCUCGCCAGUAAAUCCAGGAGAAGUUCAUAUGGUAUUCAUGGUUUACGCAAAUGAAUCUCGUGCGCUUAUAGCCAGAUACGAAGAUGUAUUUGGGGCCACCGCACCGGCUACGGCCAAAAACGAGGAAGAAGUACUGCUGGCCUUAGGUUGGAAACCUUGGUCGAGCUGGAGUCGCUGCAAUAAAAACUGUGAUGUGGGUGAACAGUUUCGCACAAGAGAAUGUGUGAAUAAAGAAUGCGAUGGCAGCUCUCGAGAAUCAAGGAAGUGUAACGAGUUUGAGUGCUAUGGUUUAAAGGACAUAGCUCGACACAUCCGAGAGGAUCAGAUUCCACCCCUUUCAAAACACGACAACAUAAAAGUAGAAAACGGAGUCUUCAAGUCCAUACCAGUUUCAAAAGUGUUUCGAUAUUACAAUUACUUCCCGGACGACUUUUCUAUUUUAUUUUCAUUUCGUGUCAUAGCUCUUACAAACAUUUACCUAGUGGCUAUGCACGAUCACCGCAAAUCUUUGAGGUUAGGAGUAAGAAUCACACCAGAUCUGGUGAUUUUUGAAUUCGAGAAAAGCUCUGCCAUUCAAUUUCGCGGAGGGUCGCUGGACUUUCCUGUGAGAGUAAAAAAAGACCAAUGGCACACCCUGGGUAUAAGUAUCCAGGAACGAAACGUCACAGCCUAUUGGGACUGCGCGAGGAUUGGGUCCAAGAACUUACAAGAAAAGUUUUCAUUCGUUACGGAUGCUAUGGGUAAAAUCAGCGUCGGGGAACCACUGCUUGUGUCGUCCAUAGAGAGAUACGAGGUUGAGGUCAGCGAGUUGUACUUCGUACCAGAUCCCGGCGCAUCAAGACAACAGUGCGACCCUCCAAUAUUCAAACCAGUCUUUCACGCUCACGAAAUAGAAGGUAGUGGUGGAGUAAGUGCUUCGGAAAUCUACGGGAAAGAAGGCUCCGGUACGCCAAAUUAUGUUGAAGAUUCUGAAAAUGAAGUCGAGAUCUCUUGGUCGGAAUGGUCACAAUGCUCUAAGACUUGCGGUAAAGGCCGAAGGCAACGCUUAAUGACGUGUAAUUUCGAAAACGGUCGGCCAACAGAAGAGUGCCUUCAAGCCCUCCAAAUGUUUGAGGUCAAAGAUUGUUACUUACAAGACUGCCCAGCCAAGUGUGAUCUUCCGUGUUUAAACGGCGGAUUCUGUAUCAGUCGUAAUAAAUGUCGCUGUCAGCCUGGUUACCAUGGUGACGUCUGUGAAAAAGUGGAGUGCAAGAUUCAUUGUCGUAAUGGCGGCACUUGCGUGGGACCCUACAAGUGUAAUUGCCCGUCAGGAUAUGGGGGAACACAGUGCGAGAAAGUACUGUGCACUCCACCAUGUCAAUAUGGCGGCAGGUGUAUCAAGCCCAAUGUGUGUCAAUGUUUUCAUGGUUUUACGGGGCCGUAUUGCAGGCCCUCCUGCAGCCCGCCUUGCCUCAAUGGCGGCGUGUGCGUGGGUUCAAACGAAUGUCGCUGUGCCAAAGGUUUCACUGGAGAAUCUUGCCUUCAAGCAUUAUGCAACCCGCCCUGCAUGCAUGGCGGCGUAUGCUAUCAGCCAAACAAAUGCUCCUGUCCAUUCGGCUGGCACGGGAAGAGCUGCGAAAAAGCGCGUUGUUAUCCGCAUUGUCGAAAUGGAGGGACCUGUUGGAGAGGAAAAUUCUGCCUUUGUUCCAAGGGAUAUUAUGGUUAUUACUGCCAAAACGUUCUCGCUGUAAGGUCGUAUUAGUGGGAAGGCACGAGAGUCAAUGAACAAGACAAUAAGACAAAUUUCAAGAAACGUUCCUUUAAUUUCCCAAAGGGAAGAAGAUAAUAGAAUCUUUAAGUUUAACUUAUGUUUCACAAAAAGGAAGGAAAUUUUCUCACAAAGUCUCGGCAUUUUAGAUGCUUUUAAGAUGUUGGACCAAAAAAAUGAGUCUGGAUAGGUCUACAACUGCAAGCGCCCCAAAGAUUUCUUCUUCCUUUUUGCGUGACUGCGUGACAUGUAAUUCCCUGUGUGACAGAUUGCGAUUUUAACACGCGUUUCCCUUAAAUAAUUGUCGCAUCAUUUUUAGAGAAACUAACUAACUAAAAGCGCUUGUACAUAGAUACUGCCGUUCGGUAGGUUCGUUUGUUAUUCAGGAUAACAUCAGUUUGGAAAGUUCUGCAAUCAGAUUUGUAAAUAGUCGCAAACGGUACGUCGUGAAACAAUUGUCCAACUUUUUGUCUGGGACGAAAUAACUGAUAUCAAACGCAAAUUCGUUUUGUUUGCAAUCUCUCUCUUAAUGUUAUGGAGGAAAAUAAAAUUGAAGAAUAGUUUAA